Hemiscyllium ocellatum (epaulette shark) is the source of this 3031-nucleotide messenger RNA. RefSeq names its product zinc-binding protein A33-like. The transcript has 6 exons. The coding region runs from base 25 to 1455 and encodes 476 amino acids. The record is from RefSeq and is a predicted model, not a curated record. Lineage: Eukaryota; Metazoa; Chordata; Chondrichthyes; Orectolobiformes; Hemiscylliidae. Gene Ontology annotation, molecular function: protein binding; zinc ion binding.
GCGGGGAGAAGCUCUGGGACAGUCAUGGCAUCCAGUCUGGAGGUGCAGAGCCUUGUGGAGGAGCUGACCUGCCCGAUCUGCCUGUCGCUGUUCACGGAGCCGGUCAGGCUGCAGUGUGAGCAUCACUUCUGCCGCGGCUGUAUCAGUCAGUGCUGGGGCCCCGAGGGCUCCGAGCCGCUGUGUCCGCAGUGCCGGAUCCUCUGCUCGGACAGGGUGCUCAAGCCGAACCGGGUGCUGGCUAACCUGGUGGACAAGCUGCAGCGGCUGGGCGAGCAAGAGGAGCUGAAGGCGAGUGGGGAGAUCCAGUGUCCCGAGCACCAGGAACAUCUCAAACUCUUCUGCCGGGAUGACCGUGAGCUGGUGUGUUUGGUCUGCAGGGAUGAUCCCGGACAUUCCCAGCACAGUUUCCUACCUCUGAAGCAAGCUGCCUCCCUCUACAAGAAUGAGUUCAAUGAGCUUCUCGCAGUGGAAGAACGGAAACAGAGGAAGAGGAGUCUCCUCAUCACCCAGCAACAGGAGAAGAUUGCUGAGCUGGAGGAAACCUCUGGGGAGCUCUUGCAUCACCUCUCCUCGGAAUUCUCGAAGAUGCACCAAUUCCUCGUGGAGAAGGAGCAGCGUUUAAGUGACGAGCUCGAGCGAGAGAAGGAGCAGUGCCUGCAAACGAUGGAGGAGAAUCUGACUGCGAUUGAGACGGUCUGGUCAGUCACCGAGCAUGAUCUUUCCCAGCUCCGAGCCAGAAUCACUCAGCAAGCUGACUGCCUGUUUCUCAAGGAAUUCAAAGGAUUAAGAAAGCGAUUCCAGGAAAUGGGACAAAAAACAGAAGCGAGUGUGGUAAGCAAAGGCCUGGAAUUGGGAAUAUUCAAGGGACCCCUGCAAUAUACUGUCUGGAAAGAAAUGUUCCAAAUCCUCUCACCUGUGCCAGCACCGCUCACCCUGGAUCCCGGCACAGCGCAGGCCAGGCUCCUGCUGUCCGAGGACCUGACCGCGGUCCACGCCGGCGCUGAGAGGAGAAACCUACCGAACAACAGGGAGAGGUUUGAGCCCUGCACCUGCGUGCUGAGCAGCCAGGGCUUCAGCUCCGGCCGGCACUACUGGGAGGUGGCGGUGGCCAACAAGACCGACUGGGACUUGGGCUUGGCCCGGGAGAAUGCCCAAAGGAAGGGCCAGAUCACGCUGAUGCCCUCGGUUGGCUAUUGGACCAUAUGUCAGAGGCGAGAGCACACCUACGGGGCCCUGACUGCUCCCUCCACCCUCCUCAAACUGGGCGCCAAGCCCAAGAAGGUAGGGGUCUACCUGGAUUACGAGGGAGGGCAAAUCUCCUUUUACAAUGCCGACAGCAUGACCCACCUCUACACUUUCACCGACACCUUCAACGGCAAACUGUUCCCCUUCUUCAACCCCUGGUUAAACACCAGGAACUCCGAGCCCCUCAAACUGUGCCACGUGAAACUGUAACGGGAUCGGGGGAAGGGGGAACGGGGCACACCUCGCUAGAGCUCGAACGUUGGUUUGGGGAAACGUGACGCACAAACCUCCCGGGAAAUCCAACAGGUCGGGGCCUCAGCCUGUUGGGAGUCUCUGGAAUUUGCCAGUCGACCCACUGCCUCCUGGUGUCUGCCUCACCCUGCCCCAGCCUCUCCAUUAUUUGUCAGCACUUGCUAGUUAUCCACAUUAAUCCCUCCCCCACUACCCACCACCCCCCCCCCCGUCCCCUCGCCCUGACAAGCAGUUUAAACUUGUGCCUAUCACAUGGAUCCAUCUUGCUUAAUGCCAUGCCAGUCUGCAGACUGAGUCACCCUGGAGUUUUCUAAAGUUGAAACCUUGUCAUACGAAAAUGUAUUCUGCAUCUUCUCUCCCUUAUUCUCAGUCCAGUACAUCUUUCCCUCUAUUUCUCUCUCUGGACCUGAUAUUGAUCCUAAUUGACACAGCGUUCUUCACCACGCGUUCCUCCAUGGUCUUCUCCAUCUUUAACUCUCAGGAUGGUCAGUCCUGCUGUUCCCUGUGGUCCCACUGUCCUCACUGAGUUGAUGUCAUCAACGCACAUGCCCAGCAGACUAGGACACGCAAGGAUUUUGACGACACGCAGAACAAAGCAGCCUGCUGGAUUGGCACCCCAUUGAGAAACAUUUCCUCCCUCCCGCAAUCAGUGUUCAGUCGCAGCAGUGUGCACCAUCUACAAGCUGCACUGCAGAAGGUCACCAAGGCUCCUUAGACAGCUCCUUCUAACCUCACCACCACUGCUGUGUCGCAGGAGAAGGGCAGCAGAUACCUGGGAACCUGCAAGUGCCCCUCCCACCAUCCUGACCUGGAAAUACAUCGUCGUGCCUUUACUGUCAGUGGGUCAGAAUCCUGGAACUGGCUCCCGCAUGGUAGCAUGGGUGUAACUCCAGCAAUUCAAGGAGGCAGCUUACCCCCCUCCCCGCUUUCUCGGAGGUAACUGGGAGUGGACAAUAAAUGUUGGCCUGGCCUGUGACAUCCAUGUCCCAUGAAUUAAUAAAACACGAACAAAUUGGACUCAAUCUGAAGGCUGUAGGACACUGUAACUGACCAUGCCACGAGAUGAAUUUUACAUCUCACCCAUGCUGGGUGUGUUUUUGAUGGGGUAAGGGUCACAUUAAAUACAAGGGCUGGUCAGCUCACCACCACCCCACUCACUUGUAAGUGCUGUCACUCACUCUGGUGGGAGAAGGGAAGGAGUUCCCAAAUCUGCUGCCUGCUCACCAUUUUUGACUAACGAAUGAAUGGGCCAUUAAGCUGCUCCUGUUGCUGAGUAAUCAACCCAUUUUUAAGGGCACAUGGCACAGAAAGAUGCAGGAGAGCCAGAAAAGGGAUGUCAAAUUCUCACAGUAAUUAAGAGCACAGGACUGUUGUGUUUCAGUCAGUCACCUCCUUUAUCUGUUGCCCAUUUAAUUCAGAGUCCUUUACUUCAAUGUAAACGCGUAUGAAGUGACUGUGUUCGCAGGUCAGUGACUAAUCCUGUUCUGUAAAGUGCCUGGAGAUGUUUGCUUCUCUAUUAAAGGUACGGUUGAAA